Paecilomyces variotii is the source of this 1283-nucleotide messenger RNA. RefSeq lists its product as hypothetical. Lineage: Eukaryota; Fungi; Ascomycota; Eurotiomycetes; Eurotiales; Thermoascaceae. The record is from RefSeq and is a predicted model, not a curated record. Gene Ontology annotation, molecular function: FMN binding. The transcript has 4 exons. The coding region runs from base 218 to 1114 and encodes 298 amino acids.
CCUGAAGAAAAGAAGUCGAUUAGAUUAUUUUUCUGAAUUAUCAAGUAUGCCAUGCUGUAAUCAAGGAAUGCAAAUCAGGACCCAGGCUUCAUCCGGAAAUGUUUUGAGGACCGGUAAAAGAUUGAGCCCGGCGCAUUGGCUUUACAUUUGAACAGAACAUUUCCCCCACCACCCCGCUCUCAACUCUUCUACAAACACUGGAUAUAAUAAUUGCACAAUGUCCACCACAUCUCACGAACGCGAACACAAGUUCGAACAAUCCGUCAAACGGAACCCACAUCCUGACUUCAAGGGAGUUGAAGCCUCGCGGCCUGACUGGCGAGAAAGAAUCACCGAAGAUGGGAGCAAGCAACCACUGUACACGAAAACCCGCGAUCCGAAUUGGAAGUUAGGUCAGGGUGGUAAUGAUAAUGGCGAGUCCCUGGCCAAGGAACAUGUCUCGAUCGACCCGUACGAGGACGGGAGACCGGCAGUUUUCAAUUAUAAGUUGAUGAUUUCGGCGAUCGUUCCUAGACCGAUUGGGUUUUUGAGUACGGUUGGGAAGGACGGAGUACCCAAUCUAGCACCAUUCAGCUUUUUCCAAAUGGUGAAUUUCGACCCGCCGAUCUUCGUCGUUGGUUUCCUGGCAAGUCCCAAAGAACCAAAAGAUACAUUGGCCAAUAUAAUCGAGACAAAAGAGUGCACUGUAAAUGUCAUAUCAGAACAUUUCGUCGAAGCCGCGAACGCCUGCUCGAUCAACAGUCCCUAUGGCGUCUCCGAAUGGUCUCUCGUCGGCCUGCACCCGGCUCCGACCAAGGUGGUCAAACCAGCUCGUGUAAAAGAAGCCGUGUUCUCUGCAGAGUGCACGUUGGUUGAAGUGAAAGAGUGGCAAAGUAAGGCGAAGCCGGGCACGGUUAGCGGUGCGAUGGCGAUCUUGGAGGGUGUCAAUUUCUGGGUUAGGGAGGAUGCGAUCAACGAGGAGAGGAAUGGGAUUGAUCCGAAUGUCCUUCGACCAGUUUCCCGCCUUGGUGGGAUCAGUUACGGUCGUGUCACGGAUGCAUUUGAACUUCUUCGGCCGGACUUUGCUAAGGAAUCGCAGAAGCCGGAGGUCCAGGAGUUGAUGAAAGGGAACUAGCCACGACUUCUAUGUGACGGUGCUUUGGCUUCGCGGUAAGAGAUAUGAGCAGCAGCUUAGCAAGACUGGAGCGAUAAGUGAGUAUCAGAUCGAAGACGCAUCACGUCCCAUCAAGUUGUAUUGAAAGGACUUACAACCGUACAUAUAUCACCGAGUAUCAAAGCAGCAA